UUGAAUUAUCGUAAGUUGUGUUGUAGGGCUGCGAUGAAACGGAUGUAAAGCGGAGUAUCCGCAAAAGAAAUAAUGAGCAAAAAGAGUCGCGUUUGGAACUUUUUCUAUAAAGAAAGCGAUAUUGUCGCAAUUUGUUGCCUGUGCCAUAAAAAUUAUUCACGUAAGGGACGCGGCACAACAUGUCUGCGAAAUCAUCUAAAGAGCAAGCAUCCUGCCGAAUUUUUAACAUUAUCCGAAAACGACAUCAAGUACAUGGUGAAAACGGAAAUAAAUGAUAACGCAUCCGUUCACACGAACCUGCAAUUACACGAUGCUGAUCCAUUGGAAGUUCAAAGGCUAAGCGACUCGGACGAAACUUAUGCUAGCGAUGAGAAAUUGGCUUUAAUGAUAGCCCAGCAUGAUUAUUCCUUUAGCUUGCUAAAUAGCGCUGGCUUCGUGAACUUUAUUAAAGUUCUGCAGCCGCGAUAUGCAAUUAAUACUGUUAGUUAUUAUGAGAAUAUGUUAUGCCAAGACAUAUAUCGACGAAUGCAAACGCAACUGAAGCAACAACUCGUCAUGUUGGAUUCUGUUUCGCUGGCCACAAGCAUCUCGUGGGGAACUGGUGGCCAAGGCUUGCUGAGCUUAAGCUGCCACGGAAUUUCCAACGACUUCCAAUCCAAACAGUUCCACUUGAAAUGUGAAGCCCUCGACGGACGACACACAGACGACGUCGCUUGUCGCAUUCGUGUAAACAUUGCCAAUGUCUGCCAGGAGCUACAGCUGCCCAAGGAGAAGAUUAACUGUAUUAUCAGAGAUGAGGGCACUUGCAUACAGGGUGCCAUAAUAGAGUGCAACGUUCAUCUACUGAAGAUUUGUGUGAAAUAUGCCCUCGAAUCGAAUGAACAUCUAAAACAAUUAGAUGCCAAAUGCCUUCAGAUCUCAAAACACUUUCAGCAAUCUCACAUAGCAUACAAUCACUUGAAAUAUAUUCAUGAGAAGCAAUUGAAUCGCGAGCCAUUGCAAUUGAUGGAACACAAUGACAACCACUUGGAUUGGAGCGCGAUCUUCCGCUUGAAAGGACGCCUGCUAAAGCUUAAGGAUGCUCUCUCUAUUUAUGCCGAGGAGUAUAACAUGGUAAAGAUUUAUCCAGAUGAAUGGCUGGAUAUUGAUUUGGGUCAACGAGUCAUACAACCAAUUGAGGAAAUUGUCAAUAUUUGGAGUGGCACCUCUGCGACGGCAUCCUCUGUUAUACCACUAAUAGCCGCACUGCGUGAUUCCCUACGCACCGACGUCCACAACUUUGUGUCUUCAGUGACCAUUUGCUCGUUUGCUCGAAAGUUGCUCGAGGAGCUAGAGUCGAGAUGCUCGACAAUUACGUCGGAUAUCAAGUAUCUGAUGGCCACGUAUUUAGAUCCGCGUUACAAGCAGGCUUUUUUUACCCAUCAGGAAGCACAGCUGGUAACUGAGGAAGUCUUGGCACAGCUCUGCCGAACCGGGCUUCAGCAAUGGCAGCCGCCAAUGAAGAUUGUCAAAGUGGCCUCGAAUGCUAAAAACGAAUCAAAAAUUGAUUCUUUUCUUGACAAUAUGCUCACACUAUCCAACAGUAGUCCGGAAGCAUCCACAUCAUUGCAUUCGCAAUCGCAAUCGCAAUUAAAGAAUCUAUUGUAUUUGUACAAUUCAGAACCAAGAGUGGAACGGCAAAGCGAUCCAAUAACUUGGUGGCGAUCUAAUAGUAAAUAUAGCGCUUUGUUUCCCAUUGUUAAGCGAUAUCUAUCCACCCCCGCCGCUAGCAUUGCCAGCGAGCGCCUAUUCAAUAUAUCUAAGAGUCUAUAUAGUGAUAUGCAAUUGGGUCUCUGCCCCGAAAAUGUUUCCAAAAUAUUAUUUAUCAAAGCUAACUUAACAACUCUAGAGCAAGACUAGUUUUAUAAUUUCAAUGC
This is a messenger RNA of Drosophila hydei, 1916 nucleotides long. RefSeq names its product zinc finger BED domain-containing protein 4. The coding region runs from base 73 to 1899 and encodes 608 amino acids. Gene Ontology annotation, molecular function: DNA binding; protein dimerization activity. Lineage: Eukaryota; Metazoa; Arthropoda; Insecta; Diptera; Drosophilidae. The transcript is spliced from 3 exons. The record is from RefSeq and is a predicted model, not a curated record.